Molecule: messenger RNA, 10285 nt
Organism: Rattus norvegicus (Norway rat)
Lineage: Eukaryota; Metazoa; Chordata; Mammalia; Rodentia; Muridae
Source: RefSeq, a predicted model, not a curated record
UGUCUGGGUGUGUGUCUAUGUGUGUCUCUGUGUGUGUGUGUCUGGGUGUGUCUGGGUGUGUGUCUAUGUGUGUGUGUGUCUGGGUGUGUCUGGGUGUGUGUCUAUGUGUGUGUGUGUCUGGGUGUGUGUGUGUGUCUGGGUGUGUGUCUAUGUGUGUGUGUGUCUGGGUGUGUGUGUGUGUCUGGGUGUGUGUCUAUGUGUGUGUGUGUGUCUGGGUGUGUGUGUGUGUCUGGGUGUGUGUGUGUGUGUCUGGGUGUGUGUCUAUGUGUGUCUGUGUGUGUCUGGGUGUGUGUGUAUGUGUGUAUGUGUCUGGGUGCGUGUCUGGGUGUGUGUCUAUGUGUGUGUGUGUAUGUGUGUGUGUGUGUCUGGGUGUGUGUCUAUGUGUGUGUGUCUGGGUGUGUGUGUGUCUGGGUGUGUGUCUGUGUGUGUGGGGGGUGUGUGUGUGUGUCUGUGUGUCUGUGUGUCUGUGUGUGUGUGUGUCUGGGUGUGUGUCUAUGUGUGUGUGUCUGGGUGUGUGGGUGUGUGUGUGUGUGUGUCUGGGUGUGUGUCUGUGUCUCUGUGUGUAUGGGAGGGGUGUGCAUGGAAACUGACACCUUUUUUCCACUAGAAUCUUAUGGUCACCCAGUUCAUCUUGUUUUUAUUGCUGGAAAAUUUUGUACAUGUCUAAAAUGUGUUUUUAUCAAGGCCACCUCCCAGUCCCUCUGCCCCAACUCCUCCCACAACACCACUACUAGUCUCUCCCAAAUUAUAGACCAGUUCCUCUGAUGACGGCGCAAAGACUCUCAACAAAGUACUUAUAAACUGAAUUGAGGAAUAAACCAAAAAGAUUACCUGCCAUGAUCUGCCAUGAUUAAGUUGGCGCCAUCUCCAGAGAAACAGGGAUGGUUCAUCCGUCAUAACUCAGUAAAUGUAACCACCACUUAGACUCCUGGAUAGAGAAUGCACGAUCGUCACAUUAGAUUCAACAAAUCUAUAACCCACUCAUGAUCAAAACCUUCCGGAGAACCUAAGAACACUAAUAAGGGCGAUACCCAGCAAGGCCAUGGCCAACGUCAUUCAAAGAAAGGAAGAAAACCUCAAACCUUUUCCACUAAAAUCAUGGACAAAACAAGAUGUCUACUUUUCCCGCCACUCCUGUUCACUAUAAUGGCUGGAAGUUUUACCUAAGACAAUGGAACAGGUGAAGGUAAUAAAGGGGAUGAGAUGGGAAAGGAAGAAGUCCAAGUACUGUGAUUUGCCCGUGGUAUGAUUUUAUACAUACAAGGCCCCAACUACUCCACCAGAAAAACUCUAUGGCUAAUUACACACUCAGCAAACAAGUAAAACAGAAUGCCAAAUCAACCCACAGAAACAGAGGAGCCUUCCUAUAUACCAACAGCAAACAUACAGAGAAAUAAAUCAAAUAAGCAAUUCCAUUCAUAUUAACCUAAAUUUUAAAAAAAUUAGAAUAAAUCCAACCAAGGAACUGAAAGAUUUAUACCAUGAAAAUUUGAAUAUGCAAAAAAAAAAAAAAAACCUGAAGCUACCAGAAGAUGGAAACGCCUCCUGUGCUCACCGCUCUUAAAGGGAUCUUAGUUCCUUCUUUUAGUUGCUGCCAUAAAAUCUUCAGUCAGAUGGGUGAACAAAACAACGGAGAUGACUAUACACAUACAGACCAGAGAAGGUGAAUUUUGUAAGACCCCCACGUGGACUCAGGGGUAAGAGCUCCCUGUGCCCCAGAUCGCUGACCGUCUGCAGGGUCCACCUGACUUUGUCAAUGCCUGCCCUGUGCUCUAGGUCUCCAGAAGAUAUUUCUAUUUAGACAUCAGAAGACGAUUAUAUUUAGGCACUAACACCAUUCAAGUGCCCACAAACUUCAGUUAAGACAGAAAAACAAGCUAAUUUGCUGGAACAGAAGGCUGACCUGCAGAUCUGGUGUGGGCUUGUUUCAUUUCUUGGACUAUAUUUUUGUUGUUUUUCUUCACUGCUGUACACCCUCUGCUUGAGCAAUCGCCUGUGUUACUGUGACUUCCCUAACGCCAUCUGCCAUCUCAUGUCCCCUCCCUGGGACGUCCUUCUAAACUCCAGGCUUGCGUCUGCAACUUCCCACUUGACGUCCGUCCUCAAAUCCGUCACCAUCAUCUCAAAGGCACUGUCUCUCAGCUUGAACGUUUGAACUCCGCUGCUGCUUCCCCCAAUUCCCAGCAUUUGCCGCUGCAAUUAGUGGCACAUUUAUUUUCACGGACAUAUUUAGACAAGGUCUAACAGAUCCCAAGCUGGCCCCAAACUGAGAAUGACCUUAAACUCCAGAUUCUCCAGCCACCACCUUCCUACCACUGAGAUUACAGGACAACUCCUGACUCAGUGAUCAUCACUCUCCUGCCUGCAGUGGUCAUCUCUCUCAUGACUGCAGUGGCCAUCACUGUCCUGCCUCCAAUAGUCAUCACUUGCCUGCCUGUGUUGAUCAUCACUGUCCUGACUGCAGUGGUCAUCGCUGUCCUGACUGCAGGGGUCAUCGCUGUCCUGACUGCAGGGGUCAUCACUGUCCUGGCUGCAGUGUCAUUGCUGUCCUGGCUGCAGUGGUCAUUGCUGUCCUGGCUGCAGUGGUCAUUGCUGUCCUGGCUUCAGGGGUCAUCGCUGUCCUGACUGCAGUGAUCAUCACUGUCCUGACUGCAGUGGUCAUUGCUGUCCUGACUGCAGUGGUCAUUGCUGUCCUGACUGCAGUGAUCAUCACUCUCUUGCCUACAGUGGUCAUCGCUGUCCUGACUGCAGUGGCCAUCACUCGCCUGCCUGCGUUGAUCAUCACUCGCCUGCCUGCGUUGAUCAUCACUGUCCUGCCUGCAGUGGUCAUCACUCUCCUGCCUGCAGUGAUCCAGCAUAGAUCCAUCCCUCCUAUACUAGAUCCUGGAAGGGGCAGCUCUGCUUUUCAACAGGUUGCAAUGUCCAGGAACUAUUGUACUCUUAACUACACAGGCUCCUAGGAGGGAAUAUUCAAGGACAAAGCUAGAGGAUCACCUUUAUUGACUCUAGCUAUAAUAUAUUUGACAAUAACUAAAGCAGAAAUGAAAAGAUACAAACAGAGCAUCCAAGGGAACAACUUUCCAUUCCAUAACCCUUGUAACCUGCUAAGGAGCAAACAAUCCAAUGAGGUCAAGAAAUUUCUGUUCUGCUGCACUGACCUCACAUAACCACCUGAUUUAUGAGGGUACUGAGUGUCAACAAAGGUGUACUGUGUCCUGUGCAGUCACCUUGGCUCCCUAUCCAUGUGCAGCUUUCUGUGGCUAAGCAAGCUUCACAUGAAGUCCCUGACAUUGUGAUUUAUGAUCUUGAAUGACAUUACCAUGCCUGGCCCUCAGAAUCCUUCUUUGUGCUCAUGCAUUCAUUACAAAUCUUGCAAAAAUCCCGUGCAUCCUGAUUUCUCAGUUUUAGAACUCUGGGCAUUGAGACUAGAUGAGUCUUUGUUGUCCAAGACUGUUCUGUGCAUUGUAGAAUACUGAGAAGAACCUCUGACCUCUAGCUGCAAGAUGACAAGAACACUUUCCCUGGAUGAAGGAACCAAAAAUUCUCCAGGCAUUGCCAAAAUCCUCUAGUGAAGGGCAGGUUGCUUCUAGUUGACAAUCACUGGUAGACAAUGAUACAUAGUAGAUAAAUAGACAAGUUAAUAGAGCAAUGAUACAUAGGUGACAGAUAGAUGAUAAGUAGAUUAUAGAGAUAAAUAGAUGAUAGAUAGAUAAAUAGAUGAUAGAUAGAUAGAUAGAUAGAUAGAUAGAUAGAUAGAUAGAUAAUGGAUGGAUAGAUAGAUAAAUGAUAGAUGAUAGAUGGAUAUGAUAAAUAGAUAGAUGAUAGAUGAUAGAUAGAUAGAUAGACAGAUAGAUAAUAGAUGGAUAGAUAAAUAGAUGAUAGAUGGAUAGAUAGAUAGAUAGAUAGAUAGAUAGAUAGAUAGAUAGAUAGAUGAUGGAUGGAUAGAUGGAUGGAUGAAUGAAUAAAUAUGAUAGGUAGAUUGAUAUAUGAUAUGUAGAUAACUAAAUAGGUAUCUAUAUAAUAGAUAAAUAGAAAUUAGAUGAUAGAUAAUUGAAAGAUGGAUAUAGAGCAAAUUACAAAAUACUAGAGCACCUUCUAAUGUUCACCUCUAUUAACAAUGACUUCAUGUGUGUGGUAAUCUUAUACAUGUCUGUGUGUGUGCAUAGGCAUGGAAUGCAUGUGUACAUGUUUGCACUUGAAUCUGGAGGCUAGAGGUAGAUGUUGGGUGCAUUUUUCUGUUCACUCUUUGAGGCAGAGUCUCUCGCUGAAGCUAGGACUCGUCGAUUCAGCUGGUCUAGCUGACUAGGAAUCUUCAAGAAUCUGUCUGCAGCCUCCUCACUCCUCAGUGAUCAUAACUGGCAUUUCCACUGAUGCUGGGGAAUCCAAAUUAGAUCCUUCUGCUUGUAUAGUAAUCAUCUUCCUAGCUCCCAAUACACAGUGACUUUUAAAGCAACCCCAGAAAAACUUCCAAAUGUUGCUUGGCUAUACUAACAUUUGCAAGAGAAUAGUGGCACAGAAAGCUUGAAAGCCACUGGGACUAUUGUAGUCUUAAGAACCUGGUUACUCUUGUUCCAACUCCUCUGAGCACUGGCCGUCACAGAGAAAUUAGUCAAGUGGUCCACAACAGCAAAAAAGGAAAGAGGCAGCAGUCAAGUUUACCUGUCUCCUCAGGCCGUGCACCUCACUAGACUCUGGUCCUUACAAUUGACAAGAUCAUUUCUUCAGGUUCACCCGCUUGGUCCCCUUGCUAUGUCAAAAUUACCAUAGACCAACAACUUAACUAAUAGGCUUUUAUUUCUCGGAGUUCUACAGGCUGGAGAUCCCAUGAGGACAGCUGAUCAUGUGCAGAAGGCCAUCCUCCUAGGUGACAGAAGACAGACAUCCAUGGGGGAAUAAGCGUUUGACCUAUAAGCAUAGCACCUGACACAGGCCUGACCCAUAGGAGGGCAUUUUCAUCAAACAGCACUGGUGUUCAAUCUUACUGGUAUAUUACCUAUUUAAAAAUUACCAGCUUAAAAACAAUACCCAGAUCUUGACUGGAGCAUGGUCUGAAGGCAAUUGGUUCCACUGUUGAUUCUAAUAUGAAGUCAAGUUUAAGGACCGUUGGCAUGGAAAGAAGGCAAUAAGAUCUCCUCCCUACAACUCCAGACAGACAUCUCCCUCAGAGUGCUGCCCAGAUGGGAGCUGUGCUCUACUCACCCUGUGUGCAAGCUGGCUGUGGCCCACUCCACCACGUCUACUGUUUCCCAAUCCCUAUUAUCUAUCUAUGCCGUUUGGCCUUUCCUCAAGAGCCGAAGAGCACACUCAGUCCCAGAUCAAAUACAGCUUCCAGACCCUGGAGAUGGGCUGAAAACUUGUACAAAGGUCAAGCAAUGCAGAGAGGGAGGGAAGCAUGAGGUGUCACAGAAGAGGGCAGUAGGAUAAAAGUCUCAAGUCAGAAUAGAGUGGAGAUUGCAAAGUCAGGAUGGAGAGAUGGCUUAGCGUUUAAAUGCCCUUCUUAUAGAAAAGUUAUGUUCAGCUCCCGUCACCCACAUCAGGCAGGUCAUAAUUCCAAGAAUUCAGUGCUCUCUAGCCUCCUUGGACACUUUACACAUAUGGUGUACAUAAACUCCUACAAGCAAUACACAUAAAUUAUAUAUAUAUACAUAUGUGUAUGUAUAUAUAUAUAUGUAUGAAUGUAAACAUAUAUGUAGGUAUGUGUGUACCUACAUAUAUGUAUACACACAUAUAUAUGAAUAUAAACACAUAUAUAUGUGCGCGCACACACACACACACAUCACCUAAUCACAAGGGUUUUGUUGUUAUUUUGAGACAGAAUCUCAUGUAUCCAGGCUGGCCUUGAACUCCUAAUCCUUCUGUUCUCCUCCCAAGAGCUGGAGCUACAGAUGUGCACCGCUACGCCCAGCUUGCAUAGCUGUCGGGCAAUGAAUUCAGGGCUUCUUGCACACUAGGCAAGCAUCCUACCAACUGAGCUACAACUCCAGCCCGGCGAGGUUGUAAUGAGUGUUAACGGCUGCAUCUGUGAGUCUCGCUGAAGCAGACCUUUAAGGAGCAAAAGGAAAAGCGGGGUUUGAGGUAACUUUUCAGAUCCUUGAAGCCUCAGCAGUGGUCAGCUUUCUCCUCCACCUGGGUGCGUCACUGAGGUGACCUCUCUAGAUGUCAGAGCAGAAGGAAGGAAACAGAGGAAGCAAAGGCAGACAAAGCAGAAGGCUGGUUCCCUGGCUUUGAUGCUGCAGUUUCUCUGAGCAGGAGCCAGCACAGGGCCAUAUUGCCUGACUGAAACUUGAGAAACCAGGUCCUGCAGAGAGCUGUCUUUGAGAAUGUCAACAAGUACCUACACAUAGAUAUCUGGAUACUCGUCAAGGGAGAGCUUCUUUUCCUGGUGACUUUUUAUAACAUUGGGGGACUGGAGAGAUGGCUCAGUGGUUAAGAGCACUGCUUGCUCUUCCUAGAGGUCCUGGGAUCAAGUCCCAGCAGCCACAUGGUGGCCCACAACCACCUGUAAUGAGAUCCGAUGCCCGCUUCCUGUGUGUAUGAAGACAGAUACAGUAUACUUAUAUAUAAUUAAUUAAUUAAUUAAAUUAAAAAAAAUUAGGAAGCCAGAAAAGGACAUUUAUCUGCUAUAAUGCCUUUUAGAGAAAAGUUGGAAGUAAAAUGAAAUUUGCCUAAUUUCUUAUAUUUAGCUCUGGAAUAAGACAAACGAUCUGACUAUAUCUGAGCACAUACAAACCAUUAGCAGAACUAUUUGUUUUUUAGCUUUGAGGUAUUUAAUAGUGUUUAACAAUAUGAAUGCAUGCAUCUACUUAAAGUUUCCACAUAGGUAGCUGCAAAACCUGCUUUGCUCCAAUCAAAUUAAUGUACCCCCCAAAAUAGACUCAAGAUAAAAGAAGCUUAUCAAAUUUUGCCACAGUUGACCCUUCAUUGCUUUGGAAGAUUUUUUUCCCUAGGAAUGUUUUCUGUUUUUUUCGUGCAUCCGCGGUUGGUUUUAGCCAAACGUAACCAAGAACAGGCAUGUGGGAAUGUCUGUAAAACUUCUGCCCAGCAUGGAGGUCUUUGUCUGGCCCUCUGGCGUGAGGGAGCGCGGGCAGCACAUUCUCGUGAAAAACCCCUUUCACAGUGAGAGUGCAUUCAAGGAGAAAAUCCGAGCUUGAAUCGCUGUGUCUAAGGGCAAGUUUGAAAGACAAAAGAAGGGACCGGAUUCCAUGGGAAAGGAAAGGAGGAAAGAAAGGGCCCCGGGUGACUUGCCAGAGGAGAGCUGGCUGCCUGCAAGGGAGACCUUUUUCUUCGCUACCAGGAACCUUGGAAGCAAUAUACUUUUCUCCACUGGGAGAGACCCAGGGCAAAGGGCGGGCAAUGACUGGAAAUGCUUUUCUCUGCUGGGGGUCCACCAAGAAAGCAUUCAAAGACUUGGCGGAAAGCCUCUUUCUCCUUGGGGAAGCAACCGUAAGGCCUGGAAAAAGACCACACCAAAAGCGUAAGCACGGAGAUGCUCUUGACGUGGAAUCCCUGAACCUCUAAGAGGCCCCUGGGUGAGCUCCUGGGGAAUCAGCCAGCACCCCAAACUAACACUGAAGCUGAUCUCUGUUCACAUUCCGAAGGGCUGCAUUAAAACACUGGCUUGGCCAUAGUUAGAAGACAUCAGUGUUCUGUGCGUGCACUGUAUUCUUCACUGAUGCAGGUAGACCUGAAGGCACCCAGUACAUUUUUGAGAUACUCUUUCUUGAUAUUUGGGAUACCUAAUCGUUGUUGCUAUUUGGAAACUAUAUUAAAAGGGGAUAAGGGGCCUAGUCUUGUAGCACAGCCUUUUAAUCCCAGAGUUUGGAUGAAGAGGCAGGCAGAUCUCUGUGAGUUUGAGGCCAGCCUGCUCUAUGCAACAAGUUCUGAGCCAGAAAAAGCUACACAGUGAAAGUUUACCCAAAAGGAAGGGGAAGGGGUUGGGGAUUUAGCUCAGUGGUAGAGCGCUUGCCUAGCAAGCGCAAGGCCCUGGGUUCGGUCCCCAGCUCCGAAAAAAAAGAAAAGAAAAAAAAAAGUAAGGGUGACCGGGGAGGACACCUGAGACUGAACUCUGGAAGUGCACGUGGGCACGUGUGUGCGCGCGCAUGCGCGCACACACACACACACAGAGCGAGACAGACAGACAGACACACACACAUACAGAGACAGACACACAGCGCGCACACACACACACACAGAGCGAGACAGACAGACAGACACACACACACACAUACAGAGACAGACACACACACACAUACACACACACACACAAAGAGAGACAGACAGACACAGAGACAGACAGACACACACACACAUACAGAGAGAGACAGACACACACACACACACACAGAGCGAGACAGACAGACACACACACAUACAGAGAGAGACAGACAGACACACACAUACACACACACACAAAGAGAGACAGACAGACACAGAGACAGACAGACAGACACACAUACAGAGAGAGACAGACACACACACACAUACACACACACACAGAGCGAGACAGACAGACAGACACACACACAUACAGAGACAGACACACACACACAUACACACACACACAAAGAGAGACAGACAGACACAGAGACAGACAGACAGACACACACACACAUACAGAGAGAGACACACACACACACACACACACAGAGCGAGACAGACAGACACACACACAUACAGAGAGAGACAGACAGACACACACAUACACACACACACAAAGAGAGACAGACAGACACAGAGACAGACAGACACACACACAUACAGAGAGAGACAGACACACACACACACAUACACACACACACAGAGCGAGACAGACAGACAGACAGACACACAUACAGAGAGAGACAGACAGACACACACACAUACACACACACACACAGAGACAGACAGACACACACACAUACAGAGAGAGACAGACAGACAGACACACACAUACAGAGAGAGACACACACACCCACACAGAGAGAGAGACAGACAGACAGACACACACACACAUACAGAGACAGACACAGAGCGAGAGAGACAGACAGACAGACACACACAUACAGAGAGAGACAGACAGACAGACAGACACACACACACACACACACACACCCUUUAUUAAUGUCCUUUCAUUGAUUUACAUGGAUGCUGCCUUCUGAAAGGGGCUGUUGCUAUCCUCGAUCUCAUGUGGGCUUCCUCCUUGGAGUGCAAGGAUGAAGGGAUGAGAAGAGCAGGGGGAAGGAGGAAGCUCUACUUUGAGCAUCUCCUUACCUAGAAGACUGUCUUAGAUUGCAGCCAUGGAUCUAUGUCAGUGUUUAGUGCCCAUGUUGUAGACAAUGUCCGUACUCCAUUGCACCAUAAGUAAGCGUCCUUGGGGAAGUGGUGGUAACAGUAUCCGGUGAAAAGCCAAGCCAGCAAAUUACCUCAGUCGUAGUGAAUAGAAAACCAUGUUGGGUGUGGUAUCAUUUAGCCUCUUCUGAGCAGUGGACUCCAGAGCAUGGUCAUUGUGUCUGUGGUGAAUAACAGAGGAUCCAGGGGAGGAAUUACGCAACUCUGAUUAUAUUUUACCUUUAUAGAUCUAUUGGGAGGUAUGCACCUUCCACAGCACAAGAUGAGGGGUCAGAAGACUGCAUUCAGGAAUCUCCUUCUACCCUGUAGAUUCCAGGAAGUAAAUUCAGAUUGCCUUUACCCACGGAGCCAUCCUGCCAGCUGUCCUAUUCACGAGUCAACAAUAACCACCGAUUUAUGUCUACGAUUGUUGUUUAUUUGUAAGUGAGGGGGUCACAUUCUGUUUUGCUGGAGAUCUCUGAUUAAUUCAUGAGCUAAUUGAAGAAGGGAGAGGAAGGCCAAAGGAAAGUUUAUACCGGGUUUCAAAGAACUACAAGAUGACAAUGUGUGCUCCAUUUGGAGUGUUUCUUGUCACUUAUCCAUGUUUCUUAUAGGUCUCUAUUGAAUAUCUACUAGCCACAGGACUUUCAGGUACAGGGAACCUAGCAGUGAAAAUGACUGACCUAUACGUACCUGAAGAGCUUAUAAUCCAGUUGUAAGGGCCAUCAGUUAACAAGCAAAAAAAAAAAAAAAAAAAAAAAAAAAAGUCAAACUGAUAGAGCUGGAGAGAUGGCUCAGCGGUUAAGAGCACUGGCUGCUCUUCCAAAAGUCCUGAGUUCAAUUCCCAGCAACCACAUGGGGACUCACAACCAAGUGUAAUGGGUUCUGAUGCCCUCUCCUGGUGUGUCUGAAGACAGCUUCAGUGUACUCACAUACGUGAAAUAAAUAAAAAUCUUUAAAAAAAAAAUCACACCCAUAA